AUGGCUGCUGUCCGGCCGCGCCCAUAUCGGCGCAUUCUGACCUCCGCGCUGCACCGACGCUUCGUUCAUGCUUCUGCUUUAGCGCUACUGGUCUGCUACAUAAUUGCGUUUUUGAUCGGUGAUAAAUCAUCGUUUUUAUGGGCCUGGUUCCCAAUUGGAGGAUGUGGUAUCCGUACUGUCUUGCUCUUCAUUUGCAGUCUCGUCGUUUUUGUCUUGCGCGUUGGACAGAUGCACAUUGGCUCGCGGACGACUGCCUCUCCUUUUGGCACGCUGAAAUACCUUAUCCCGCUCGAUGUUGUCCAGACUUUCGGUUGGUAUAUUUUCUCCGCAUGGUGGUUUAGUGAAAUCUAUAAAUGGUCGUCUUCGACUGGAGCACACUUGGAGUGGGUGAGACGAGGCAGGGCCCACGAGCGAGCAAGCCUAAAUGAACGGCCGAUAUACCUCUAUACUUGCCAUUUUCUUCUAGCAAUUGUGCAAUCGGUUGUCCAUCUCUAUUACGAUUUCGACCGUGUUCCUAUUCCAGUUGCUAAACGAGCUGCCGGCACUGCUGACCAGAGAACCCACCCAGUGGAGCCGGUAUCCAAGCGGAUACAAGUCGCGUUGCCUAGACUCGCCAAGGAUGGACUCACAAGGAGCGCCGUAGUCGCUGCAGCCUGCCCUGUGGCAUACGCUUUUCUUCUCCGACGCCCGGCCUGGAGCUUCACCAUGUACUUUGCGAAAUUGUUCUGGGAUUUUCCUAGGUCUGCUGCGUAUCCCCCAGGCCUUGUUCCCCCAAUCGGCCCCGGGAUGCUUGUGCGCACGGUGUUCUCCGGAGGCUUGCUGGUCCUUUGCUGGCAAACAGCCAACCUUUUCUUCUCCGCAUUCCUCAGCAAGGAGCCACUAAAACGUGGUCAGCCAUUGACGGCCGAAGCAAAGGACCCCAAUGGCAGCUUAUUGACGGGUUUGACCGCUAAGAAGGAAACGGUUAAAUCAUUCGCGUUCUGGGAACUAUGCUUCAUCAGUCAGAGAUUUCCUGACCGAAGAAAGGCGAUUUUCAAUGAUAUUGAUCGCGAAGGGGGUCCGGCGUGGUCGCAGAUUCUGCAAUCCGCAACUGAGGUUAUCAAGGGCGUCUCGACCCGCAUCGACGAACAGAAAAACCCAUCAACGGGUCCCAAGACCGCACAAGCCGAACUGACUGAACCCGUUCUCCAAACUCUACCACGGUUAACAGAUCCUCUAAAAGACGGCGAAGUCUUCGCCCCCUCCCCUAAAGCAACCUCGCGGCAGCAAAGGAUCGGGGAGGCAUUCAGCUCGGCCGCCAAGACUUACGGACAAUCCCCAGAUUGGACCCCUGCUGCCCGAGCCAAAGCACGCGAUGUUUUUGACCGUGCAUCUACUGCCGUGUUGAGCCCGGAGCGAAAGCAAAAACUUCUUGCCUCAACGCAAGAGCUCAGGAUGCUCACAGGUCCUUCAACUUGCAAGCCGGAAAACCUGAACCCAUUUAUCGCACAGAUCCUCCGCUCUCCAGUAGGCCGACUCUUCCGACAAACGUACGACCGUCGAUUGUCGGGCAUUGUCCUCGGCGCACCACACGCAAAUAUAUGCCCCAUAGUUGACGCUAUCGAGUCCCUGACCCGGCUCCUCAUAGCAAGUCUCCAGGAGGACCAAUACGGUAAAGUCCAGGCCGAUGUGCCCGACGUCGUACGCCUCUUCACGAAUACUAUCAUGACCCUAGAGCCCUUCAUCAACGGCGGCCUUGACGCCCACUGGACAGACGUCAACUUCCCACCAUCGAGUAACCCCGAAGCUCAGGCGGAAGCACGCCGAGUCCCAGAUGUGGACCUCGUACUUGAUACCCUCAAGGGGUCUCUCAAGGAGCUCCUAUCCGCAUUCAACCUAUACCUGAAAGACAUCGGAGUCGUAGGCAAGGAUCUACGAUUAGCUAAGGAGGCAGCCGGGAUAGUCGAGGAAGUGUUUUGA
This is a messenger RNA of Aspergillus alliaceus, 1959 nucleotides long. Its product is annotated as nucleoporin NDC1. The coding region runs from base 1 to 1959 and encodes 652 amino acids. Lineage: Eukaryota; Fungi; Ascomycota; Eurotiomycetes; Eurotiales; Aspergillaceae. The transcript is spliced from 3 exons. Gene Ontology annotation, cellular component: spindle pole body; nuclear pore transmembrane ring. Gene Ontology annotation, molecular function: spindle pole body-nuclear membrane anchor activity. Gene Ontology annotation, biological process: spindle pole body localization; nuclear pore organization. The record is from RefSeq and is a predicted model, not a curated record.